Messenger RNA from Passer montanus (Eurasian tree sparrow), 1024 nucleotides. RefSeq names its product chromosome unknown C1orf131 homolog (gene FSAF1). Lineage: Eukaryota; Metazoa; Chordata; Aves; Passeriformes; Passeridae. Bases 49 to 822 code for a protein of 257 amino acids. The record is from RefSeq and is a predicted model, not a curated record. The transcript is spliced from 7 exons.
GCAGCCGCCGGGGGUCACACGCCGGCCCGCCCGCCCGCCGCGGCAGCCAUGGGACCGCGGGAGCCGCACCGCCGGCUGGAGGCGGUGCUCGGCACCCUCUACGACCUGGGUGAGGAGCCCGGCGGCGCUCGGCGCGCUGCAGAGGACGGCGGAACGAGAGCAGUGCCGCCGUCAGCGGAGGAAGACGAAGAGGAGGAGGAGAGACGGGAGCCGCAGCCGGCGGCGGGCGGGCGGCGCGGGGCCCGCGGCUUCUUCGGGGAGCUGCGAGCCGAGCUGAGCGCCGCCGGCGCUGCCCCGCCGGCCCCCGCCGCCCCGCCCGCCGUGGAGGUCGUGGUGUUCCGCGGGAGGAAGAGGAAGGAGCGGCACGGCCCCUCGGCAGCGCCCGCCGGCGCAGCGCAGACCCAAAUAGUGAAUGAAGAGAAAAAUGCAGUCAGACAAGAAUUUAACUUUGAAAAGGCUCGCCUGGAAGUGCACAAGUUUGGAAUCACUGGCUACAAGAAGCAGGAACAACGUGUCUGGGAACAGGAGCGUGCUAUCAUGCUGGGGGCCAAGCCCCCCAAAAAGGCACAUGUGAACUACAGGACUUACCAGGAGAAACUGAAAGAGAAAAAAGCAGUGAAAGAUGCUGAUAAGGAAAAGGAACAUAAAGGUGACUCUAUUAUAAAGAAGAAGAAGCAUAAAGAACAGGAGAGGAAGGCCAAAAGGAAGAAAUCUGUGCCUAGCAUUUGGCCUGCAGGACAAGUUGGAAAAUUCAGAAAUGGGACCUUGAUUCUGCAAAGCCGUGACAUAAAGAAAAUUAAAUCAUCUAAAGUUAGCAAAUGAACUUCAUGAUACAGAGUGAAAUGGACAAUAUGCAUAAGAGAGUUCACAUUGCUACCAACACAGACUUCUGGAGCCUUUUGCCUAUCCACCAUAUCCUAAUUUUUUAAUCUUGUUAUUACAGGAUUUUUAUGUACCAUUCUGUCUUGGGAUGAAUAUUAGAAUUUACCAUUUUAUAAAUAAAGAUUAGAGUUCUUAUCAAGAA